CUUUCCAUUCACCCUGUCUCAUCCUAAUCCGUGAUUCCUCAUCGUCCUGCGUCGCCGCCGUCGCCGCCUUCCCGGUCGAUGAAAUCGACGCCGAUCAUCCGAACACGUCUUGCUGACGUCGAUCUCGUAAAAAGAAAGUAGUGAGAAUGCUUUUGUAACUGCAAUUAAACUGGCAAUCGAGGGAGAGUUUUUUUUCGCAUUUGGAUGGCCUCUGAGACACUUUGUACAAGUCUAAAAGGGAAAAAGAUUUGUGGUGAAAAUAAAGUUAAUGAAAUUCAUUUAAGAGAAUGUCAAAGUUGCUCAUACGAGUCCCAUGGCAAAUUCCACUCUAUGAGUGGUAAUGGCUCUACAAAUUUGAGCAGAUGCUUGCAUAAAGGGAGUGCUCAAAAUCUUGGUCCAUUAAGUGCUAUGCCCAAUCAAUUAGAUCUUCCCUCAGAAAUCCCAGUGGAUAGACCAAUAUCUAAGCAGCGUAUGAAACAUGAAAGGGACAGCACUCUGCAAGAACUGUACUUGCAAGAUGAGUACGAUGAUGAGGAUGAUAGCGAUUGGGAGCCUGUCAGUCCUUUUAUCAUCAAAAAAUGGUUUUGUACUAAUUGCACAAUGCCAAACUUUGAUGAUGUUUGCCAUUGUGAGGUGUGCGGUGAGGAUAGAGAAUGUGAGUUCUUUAGGCUUGGUCCUUCUGAAUCUCCCAUACAGCAGGAAGUUAAGCUGGCCAUUAACUCUGAUGGAAGUCACAGCCACCAAGAUUUGUGUUCAAAAUCAAGAACUGUUAUUGGGUUUGAUGAGAGAAUGUUGCUUCAUACAGAGGUCGAGAUGAAGUCACAUCCUCACCCGGAAAGACCUGAUCGUCUUAAAGCAAUUGCAUCUAGCUUGGCUGUAGCAGGAAUUUUCCCAGGCAAAUGCUACGCAAUACCAGCUAGAGAAAUAACAAAAGAAGAACUUUUACGGGUUCACACUUUGGAUCACAUUGAAGCAGUUCAACACACAAGCCAUAUGCUUGCCAGUUACUUUACUGCUGACACUUAUGCCAACGAGCAUUCAGCAUCUGCUUCUAGGCUUGCAGCAGGAUUAUGUGCAGAUCUUGCUUGCACAAUAUUGUCUGGUAGUGCAAAGAAUGGCUUUGCUAUGGUUAGACCACCUGGGCAUCAUGCAGGUGUUGCACAAGCAAUGGGCUUUUGCCUCCAUAAUAAUGCUGCAGUUGCAUCAUUAGCUGCUCAAAGUGCUGGUGCUAAGAAAAUCUUGAUUGUUGAUUGGGAUGUGCAUCAUGGAAAUGGCACACAAGAGAUAUUCGAGGGCAACAAAUCGGUUCUGUAUAUAUCAUUACAUAGGCAUGAAAAUGGAAGGUUCUAUCCUGGAACUGGAGCUGUUGAUGAGGUUGGCAGUAUGGAUGGUGAGGGAUUUUCUGUAAACAUUCCUUGGAACUGUGGAGGCGUGGGAGAUAAGGAUUACAUUUUUGCUUUUCAGCAUGUUGUCAUUCCAAUAGCUCUUCAAUUUGACCCCGACAUCACAAUUGUUUCAGCAGGCUUUGAUGCAGCACGUGGUGAUCCUCUUGGUUGUUGCGAUGUCACGCCUGCUGGAUAUGCUCAGAUGACACACAUGCUUAGUAGCGUCUCUCAAGGGAAGUUGCUGGUCAUCCUGGAAGGAGGCUAUAAUCUUCGUUCCAUAUCUUCAUCAGCUACCGCAGUGGUCAAGGUGUUACUUGGCGAAAAUCCUAGUCCUCAGUUGAAUAACAAUGUGCCUUCGAAAGCAGGUCUACAAACUAUUCUGCAAGUAAUGGAAGUUCAGAUGAAGUAUUGGCCAAUCUUGAAACCUGACUUUAUGAUGCUUCAAUCACAAUGGAAUAUGGUUGCUGCUGCUAUCAAAGAUCUAUAGCAAUUACAAGUCCAUACCGAGUGGUGCCUUAUUUUGGAUGAAUCUUUCCUCUGCUGUUGUUAGGAGAUCAGAUUAAAAGGCUGGCACAUCCAAUUGGUCCGGUAUGGUGGAAAUGGGGAAGCAAGCAGUUCAUAUACAAACGCGUCUAUGGCAAGCCGUAUUGGAGAAGGCGUCUACGAUUCAGAGUUGGUUGAUGCUACAAGCCAAGCCAGUUUCCAAAUGCUGUGUAUCACUUUGAUUCAAAGCCCAGAGAAUCAACAAUAACCGAGAUGUUAACCUAUUGACUAGCCAGCAAUCUGCAGAUUUAUCUGCACAGUUUUGCCAUGGAUUUCGUUCGUUGUUUAGAGAUGUUCCAUUUGACACGAAUAUACUCGGUGUUAUUUGAUAUUACUGUGUUUAGUUGCAGUAAUUUUAUCUUCUCAAGUUUAGAGAUCUACGCCCAGCUUAUUGCAUUUUCAAAUGCCUCUGUUAUGUGAAGAAGUAGCUUAACAAUAGUAGUGAUGUUUAAACAGUUGAUAUGUUUACAAAACAGUAGUAACAAAUGACUUGAAUUUAUUUUA
This is a messenger RNA of Zingiber officinale, 2432 nucleotides long. Its product is annotated as histone deacetylase 15-like. The record is from RefSeq and is a predicted model, not a curated record. The transcript has 18 exons. Lineage: Eukaryota; Viridiplantae; Streptophyta; Magnoliopsida; Zingiberales; Zingiberaceae. Gene Ontology annotation, biological process: chromatin organization. Gene Ontology annotation, cellular component: histone deacetylase complex. Bases 205 to 1872 code for a protein of 555 amino acids. Gene Ontology annotation, molecular function: histone deacetylase activity.